AUGCCUCCCAAGAAGAAGGAGUCGCACGCCAAGCGCAUGGCCGCGCAGAUGAAGAAGCGCCAGGAGGGUAACAAGACGAGCGGCGUGCGCGAGGCCGCGCAGGUUGCCAACAAGAGCGACGGUCGCAUCGACGCGCGCGAGGGGAUGGCCACCACCGUGUUCACCGUCGAGUCCCUCGGCCUCAAGAGCACCUACACCGGGCCGACGAAGAAGAAGGGCAAGGGCAAACAGGGGACGUACAGGCGCGCGGCGACGACCGUUCUCGCGGGUGAGGCCAAGUACGACGUCGAGCGCAGGGUACGGGACGCGCGGCGCGCGCUUUGCUCGGAUCCCCCCGCGUUUGAGGAGAUGCGUUGCGCCGACUUUGACCUGACCCGCGGCGCGGUGACCUUGAUGCCCGCCAGGCCCAAGUGGGACUACGAGCUCAAGCGCGGUAAGCUCCACUCCCGCGAGCGCAAGGCGUUCGUCCGGUGGAUCUCCGGCGUGAAGAAUCGGCUGAGGGAGGAAGGGCGGGGGUACGCGCCCGCGUUUGAGCAGAACAUCGAGGUGUGGCGCCAGCUGUGGCGCGUCCUCGAGAGGGCCGACGUGGCCGUGCUCGUCGUGGACGCGCGGCACCCGCUGUUGCACACCCCGCCCGCGUUGUACGCCCACGUCGCCAGGAGGCUCCGCAAACCCCUCGUGCUCGUGCUGAACAAGGUGGACGCCAUUCCGAGGAGGGCGGCGGAGGAGUGGGGCCGGCACCUCCUCGCCGCGUUGCCGGGCGUGGACGACGUGGUGGGAUUCACGUCCAAGGACGGCGGCGGCGGGGCGGGCGGGCAGAAGGAGGUGAGGAAACGCAUAGGCAUGCCCGCGGAGGGUACGACGGGCGGCGCCAGGGAGAAAGUCUCGAGACGGGAGCUCGCUUUGGACUCGAAACUGGCGGAUGCGCACCUGCUCCUGCUCAGCGACGAUUCCGGAGACGACUCCGGAGCCGACUCUGACCCGUACGCGUCCGAAUCCGACGCCGAGGACGUCACGAACGGUGACGUCACCGGCGGUGACGUGAACCCCACGCCGUGGAGACUCCGCGUCGGAACCAACGCGCUGCUCCGCGUGUGCACGCGGCUCGCCGCUAAGGGUAAGCGGGUGGCGGUGAAAAAAGCAGAGGCGGCUGCGGAAGCCGCGGCGGCCGCCGCGGAGGAUGCCGCCGAGGAGGCCGAGGCCAAGGCGGCCGCGAGGGAGCAACCGAAGGAGGAGUACGAGGACCAGUACGGGGACUCCGACGAUGACGAGCACGACGACGAAGUGGCCGCCGCUGCGCUGCAGGCUGAGGAGGAGGAGGCGACCGCGGCUAAGGACGGGAGGGUCAUGAUCGGCUUGGUGGGCCACCCCAACGUGGGGAAAUCCUCGAUGGUGAACUACAUACUGGGGCGUAAAGCCGUCAGCGUCAAGGCCACCCCGGGACACACCAAGACGCUGCAGACGCUCAUCCUGGACGACGACACGUGCCUCUGCGACUCACCCGGCCUGGUGUUUCCCAGGAUAGACAUCGGCCUGGCGGAACAGAUCAUCGGCGGGUUGGUCCCGCUGCCGAUUGUGAGGGAGCCCUACAGCGCCGUGCGCUGGCUCGCCGAGCUAAAGGAACGCACGGGCGCCAGGUGGUCGGCGAUGGCCGCGGAUAGCUCCAUGUCCCACCAGGACAAGGCCUUGGCCAACGCUCUCGCCGCGACGGUCGAUAAGGCUCUCAAGAUCCCCCAGGUCACAGAGUUUGACCCGGAGAUUUUACAAAUCACGGGCGCGGAGGAUGUCUUAAACGAGACGCUCCCGUGGUCCCCGAUGUCGCUCCUGCACCAGUACGCCAAAGUGCGGGGUUUCGCGCACAGGGGCGGCGACCCCGACGAGCACACCGCCGGCAACACGGUGCUAUCCCUGGUCCUCGAAGGCAGGCUCCCCUACGCGGUGCCGCCCCCCGAGGGUGAGCCCGUUAUAGGCGUUCACGUCGGCGCCGACGGCCGACCGGUGACCCACGCGUUCGACAAGUACGCCGACUCGGAAGCCGCGGUGGGUGGUGCGGGCGGUGACGUGUCCGACGAGGACAUUCCCGACGACGACGACGACGACGACGACGACGACGAGGACCAGGUGAUUAACCCGUUUCGGCUGCUGGGUAUCGACGCCGAGGGGGAAUCGCAGUACGGGUCUGGCGACAUCGACGACGGCGGCGCGGGUCGGUUCAAGAUGAAGGGACUGGACGGGAAGGGCGCGGCCGCGAGCUACUUCGGGCGGGGCGGCGGUGGGGGCAUGGCGUCGAUGUUUCUCACGGAGGAUGACCUCAAGGAGAGCAAGAAGGGGACGCGCACGAAGAAGGGGCGAUAG
Molecule: messenger RNA, 2355 nt
Organism: Micromonas commoda
Lineage: Eukaryota; Viridiplantae; Chlorophyta; Mamiellophyceae; Mamiellales; Mamiellaceae
Exons: 2
Coding region: 1-2355 (784 amino acids)
Molecular function (GO): GTPase activity; GTP binding
Source: RefSeq, a predicted model, not a curated record